AUGGAAGUGCUGGGAGCCGCGGCCUCGGUCGCCGGGCUCAUCAGUCUGGCCAUCGAGAUCCCGAAGAUCAUCGACACCGCCAUCUCGAUGAAAUCGGCGCCAGAGGAGGCGGGCCAGCUGUCGCGGACGGUGGACGCCCUGGUGACCGUGCUCCAGCGACUCGAAGAGUUUUUGAAAUCUGACGCAGCGCAGGAUCUGGAGAUGGCAGGCGACUCCGGCUUGACGCUGACAAUUUCAGCCUGCCAGGACCGGGUCGUGGAUCUGUCGAAAAAGCUUCGGAAGCAGUCCCUCGCGGGGACAACGUCGUCAACGUGUCCUGCAACGAAGAGGGUGAAGACUGCGUUGUCCAAGUUCCAGUGGCCGCUGGACAAGAAGGAGUGUCUCGAUCUCAUCUCGCAACUACAUAUCAUGCAAAGCACUUUUGAGUUUUGCUUGGUGAUCAAGAACUGCGAGCAAAUGUCAAAAUCACACAAGGAGGUGCUCGCGUAUUUUAAAUCUCAAAGGGACGCGCUCAAUCAGUUGGCGCAACUCUUCCCUGACCAGGCUGCUCAUGCGGAAAGUAUGCUCGAAAGACUGAAUGCCGUCCAGUCUUGCAUGUCGCUGUCUGCAGAGAGACUUAGCCGCAUUCAGGUGGGUUUGGAUGAAAUGCAUGAGAUGGAGACAGCCCAGUUAUACGGCCAAGCUUUGGAGUGGUUAUCUCCUAUUGACCCUUCUGUGAAGCAUCAUGAGAUUUUGGCUGAUAAAAUCUCCGGGACUUGCAAAUGGAUCGAGACAGACUCAAGAUUCCAAAAGUGGGCAACUUCUACCAACGACGUUGUGUGCUGGGUCGGAGAUCCUGGUCAAGGCAAGACAUACACAAUGUCUCACGUGGUAGAGUACCUCAAGAACCUCGUGAAGUCCAAGCCAAAGACAUAUGUCACGUAUCUUUAUUGUGACUACAAGAGAACAGCCAAUUUCUCAGCAACCGCACUCUUUGGGGCUCUAGUCAGGCAACUUCUCCCACAGUUGAACGCAUUGCCUAGCGAUGCAGCCAGGUUCAUGCGCGAAGCAAAAGUCAGACUAGGAAGACCCACUGCCAGGCUAGACGAGAUCCGUACAGUGCUCGAGUUUCUCAGAUCCAGCGUGUCCAAACUAUAUGUCUGCAUUGAUGCUCUAGAUGAGUGCAAUGAAGAUGAAGGGCUUGUUGAUGCGUGCGGAAAGAUUCCAUUUCCGACCUCGUUCUGCUUCAUUGGGAGAUCUUCUAUUGUCCACACUGUCAGAAGGACAUUCCCGAAAGUAAGGGGCUACGCCAUAAGAACCCAAACAGAUGACAUCCGUGCAUUUGUGGCGAGUCGGGUAGAAGCAGAUCGGGCCCACCAGCCGGACCUGAUGCCCAAGUCCUUGGAGGAUGAGAUAUUAAAAGAGAUACCAAGUCUUGCCAAUGGAAUGUUCCUCUUGGUGUCUUUACAUACAUCACUCGUUCUCAGCCACAAUACAAUAUACAGACGCCGGCAGGCCUUGCGCAACCAACCGAGCACGCUCGACGAUGCUUUUGGACAGACAUUUGCUCGUAUCAAAGAACAUGUUCAUACCGAACAAGCGCUGAAAAUCCUCGCUUGGAUUCACUAUAGUGGAACUCUAUGGAUGGAGGAGCUGCGCCAUGUGCUAGCAAUCGAGCCAGAGCACCGUCGGUUCGAAAACGACAACCUUGGUAGUUCCUCGACUAUCUUGGACUGCUGCCUUGGGCUAGUGCGGCUCAAUAGACGAUUGAUUCUGGGCAGAAACAACUACUCCAGAGUUGCAUUGGCCCACGAAACCUUGAGCGUGUACCUCGAUUCUCACCGGCAUAUACUGGCCAGCAUUGUACCGGUCCUCGCACAUACAUGUCUGACAUACUUCUCCUUUCAGAUCUGCGACCGGCUGCCACUUAUCUACCAAGUUGUGACGGAGGGUCUCUUCAGGUUUUUGCAAACAUCAAAGCACAUUUCGAGUGACUUAGAGGAAAAGGUUUGGAAAUAUUGUGUCAACUUGAACAUCCAGUUGAACAGCUGUGCGCCCGGAGAGUACUUACUGGGAAUUCCCGAGCAUGUCUCAAAGUUUUUGCACUUCGUCCCCAACAGCUUGGGGGGCAAGAGAAUCAAGGAGCCUGCAAGGCAAUCUUUGAUUCACACGGCGUGUAUGCUGGGUAUUGACACCUUGGAUCCGAUCCUGGACCGUCUUUCUCAAGCUGUAUAUACGGCUGCAGAACAUCCUAUUAACGAAAUGGACUGUGCGGGAAUCACCCCCUUGGGCUGGACUCUCAUAUCACGGAAGUACAAAACAUACUACGCUCUGAUGGGCAUUGGACCAUCUUUUGUGGACUGCUCGAGCCUUAGUCUUUGGCGCGCGGAGCGUUUGAUAAGAUCAUUUCCUGCAUUGGAUUGUAGCCGCGCCUUGUGGAAUGGGGCUGCUCUGGACAUUAUUCACGGCUGUACCCACGCCGAAGCUACUCGAGAUAUUUGUCGCUCACGUUUCCCUUUUCCGUGCUUCUUGUACAACUAUCCAUCAUCGCCCCAGGAAGCACAUGGAUGCUUGUCUGUCAUGACCCGGGAUCCGCGUUGGAACGUAUGGACCUGCCUCCAACCACCCCGAGCGGGUAUUCGCCUGCCUGUCAACAGGCUGGAUGUCGAUUUCGGAGACAGCCAAGUGUGGGCUCUGCUCUUCUUGCGACCCGAUGAGCGACACACUCGGAAAACGUCUGAAUUUGAAACUAGGGCGUUUCUAUUCGAUGCUUUGGGUUCCUCACAGCAGGGCUAUCUCUCUCGCGCUGAGGUCCUCAUCGCGUUGUUUGAGCCAGGUGGAACCGCGCCUGUGAUGGUAACCUCAGACAGGGCCAGUGCCGUCAAGACUGAAGCUCAUUUUGACUAUCCAGACAUCCGGGAGCGAUCCCUGACGACAGUACCCGAGUGGGAGGGUCGGGUCCUUUUCAUACCGCAAAGGCUACUACUUUGUGUCUGCGCUGUCAUCGGUAGUAGCACCUUGACAAACCACCUACUUUCUCAAUCCAUAUCGCAGAUAAACUCGCCCGAUCGAUUUGGACGCACGGCACUAGACUUGGCUUUCAGGGAAGGCUCGGAAGAUGUUAUUCAUGCCUUGUUGAGCUGCCCCGGGGUCGAUCUCAUCAACAUCAACAACGCGAGGGUCUCAGCCCUCCACAACUGCGCGCACUUCAGGAUGACCUGCCUUGCCGCGAAGUUUCUGGAGCAUUAUCGAAUAGACGUUAAUCUCCAGGAUAGCCUUGGAAGGACGGCGUUACACCUAGCUGCAGAGGCAAGGUCGCGAGCCAUCGUUCGUUUGCUGCUCAAGCAUGGCGCAGAUGUGCUUGUGCAAGACUAUCAAGGCAACACGGCACUGCAUGCGGCCAUAAAAGCUGGGGAUACAGUCAUUUGCGACAUCAUGCUGGAAUCACGCUCAAGCAACAAUAUCUCUGCCAGCAACGCCCAACUUGCGUGGAAGUUGGCCCUGGAGUCAGGAGCCAAAUUCACCAUGAAACUCCUCGAUGCAUUGCGAAACACUCCACAGAGAUACCUUGAAAGCGGAAAAAGCCUUUCGUUAUCGACAUUGAAUCAGCAAGCUGGCCCUAUGAAAUUCUUCCUGGCGAGAUCGGACAUGACCGAAAAGGAUCUCGAGUUCAUGAUACAGUUGGAUCGCACAGCUGCCGCAGAUCGUACACGUCAAACAACCGUCACAAGUAGUGAAAAUUCUGAUACUACUGCCCUAGACUUCUCUAAUCAUCGAUCCAUCAUCAAGGACGCUUUGAUGAAAGGCGCAGUGAAUGUCGCCAAUUAUAUGAUACGUCAGCACCCCGAUGACCUUAAUCAUAUCGGGGAGGACGGCGAGUCUGCCCUUCAUCUAGCAGUGAUCCACGACGCCCCGAAAGUCGUGCAGUUCUUGCUUGGUCUCAGCGAUUGCGACCUGGACGAACCGGACCCCGAAGGGUACACGGCGCCACAAUUGGCGAUUAGAUACAAACGACUUGAGAUCCUCGAGACUCUUCUCACAUCAGGCAAGGUGUCGAUGAGGCAGGUUGACAGAAGCGGGGCGACGCUGCUCAUCCUGGCGAUCAGACAACGAUUCCCGGAUGCAGUGCCUCUUCUGCUCACAUGUGACGACGUGCUCGUCAACCAUAUUGAUGAGUCAGGUCGUGCCGCAUUGCACUACGCAGUCACUCAGCAGGACAUCGCUACAGUCAAGCAUUUGCUGGCCUGCCCACAACUAGAUCCCGCGGUUCUCUCGCGAGAUGGGAGGACUGCACUGGCGUUCGCAGCCCCUUGUGCAAGCACAGGCAUGAUUUCGAUCUUACUCGGGACAAACAGUAUCGAGCUGGGGCAUCAAGAUGAGUACGGGAAGACGGCACAUGACUGGGCGCGAUUGAACAGCUGCAGGGAAGUGAUUGAAGCGCUUUGGCUACCUGAAUGA
This is a messenger RNA of Thyridium curvatum, 4437 nucleotides long. RefSeq lists its product as uncharacterized. Bases 1 to 4437 code for a protein of 1478 amino acids. Gene Ontology annotation, molecular function: protein binding. NCBI's taxonomy places the organism in Eukaryota, Fungi, Ascomycota, Sordariomycetes, Thyridiales, Thyridiaceae. The transcript has 5 exons. The record is from RefSeq and is a predicted model, not a curated record.